Molecule: messenger RNA, 1425 nt
Organism: Chondrus crispus (carragheen)
Lineage: Eukaryota; Rhodophyta; Florideophyceae; Gigartinales; Gigartinaceae
Product: Serine/threonine protein kinase
Exons: 1
Coding region: 1-1425 (474 amino acids)
Biological process (GO): signal transduction; peptidyl-serine phosphorylation; endocytosis
Cellular component (GO): nucleus; cytoplasm
Molecular function (GO): protein serine/threonine kinase activity; ATP binding
Source: RefSeq, a predicted model, not a curated record
AUGAAGGGUUCGUCCAUACACGUAAAGCCUGAACCCGUCAUGAAUCUGGCCGUUCAAUUUGGAAAAACAGCCAUGUGCACCAAGGAUGACAAGAAGCUCGGAGAAAUAAGUGAAGCCACCACCGUGGGGCCCUUGGGAGAAGAGCGAGUGAAAGCGAUCAUCUCCAUCAUGGAGUCGUUGGGCGAAAGUCUUGAGGUCGUCACGAAAAGAACUUCCAAGUCGCAAAAAGAAUACGCAGUUCUGAAGGAUGGGUUGAAGGAGACGGUUGACACAAUGAAUGCACUAUGCGGAAAGAGCGACGACAUGUACACAGAGGUAACGCAACAAAAGAGGGACCUUGAAUAUCUCUUGUCUGCUUUGCAGACGACGGAGACGCGUCUGGACACGCUGGAGUGUGAAACAGCUUCAGUUCGAUAUACUCUCGACAGCAGAAUUUUUGAAAGUACCAGAGAAGACUUUGAUCAAGCAAAUGGAGUACCAUUCUCUCCGAACCAAACAGAGGGCGCAAGUGCUCCGCGAGCCUCGUCGCCAGCCGUCGAGAUGCGUCAGAACAACUUGAUUCUCGCCGAUCGAUGGAGCUUCGGCGAGAAAAUUGGAAGCGGAUCCGGGGGAUGGGUGUGCCAAGUGUACGACAUGUUGACCGGGACUUGGCAGGUGGCCAAGGUGGAGAUUGUCGACAACCAAAAGCAAUCGCUCUUGCGACAAGAAUACCGCACCUACGAGCAUAUCCACCACCCGGAGGCAACGUACGGCUUUUCCCGUGUCCACCACUUCAGCAACACGGGACCCUUCAACGUCCUCAUCCUAGACUACUUUGGCCGCUCUCUGCACGAAUACUUCCAGUCGACACACAGCCCGGACAUCGUCUUCCAGGUGGCCAUCCAAUGUCUGGACAGGAUCAAAACGCUUCACGAGAAGCGGAUCGUACACCGCGAUAUCAAGCCGGAAAACUUCCUCGUGGACUUCACGAGCGAUGGGCUGCUUGCCAUUACGCUGAUCGACUUUGGACUAUCUGCGUGUAUUCCGUCGAACGGUUACGGUUACGGUCAUCGCGGGAACCCCGGGCAGCGCUUACCAUUCAUUGGCACGCCCCUAUACGGCUCCGUCGCAGCUCAUCAGGGCAUUCCCCAGGGGCCCAAGGACGACUUGGAGUCGUUUGGAUACGUGAUUGUGAAACUUUUAACGGGGUUCUUGCCGUGGGAGGCUGUAAACAGUUCGAAUACCAACGAGUAUGGGGAGAGAACGCUGCGUCGGAAGCUCGAAGUUACGGCUGCGGAGCUCUGUGUGGGGCUGCCAGAGGAGUUGGUGGUGUUUUUUAAGCAUGUGCACAGCCUGAAUGUGGGCGAUCGGCCUGAUUAUGCUGGACUGCGAUUUCUGUUAGUCAAUGCUCUGACGCAAGAACAGGAGAGAGCAAACAUGGAAUAG